Molecule: messenger RNA, 270 nt
Organism: Heterobasidion irregulare TC 32-1
Lineage: Eukaryota; Fungi; Basidiomycota; Agaricomycetes; Russulales; Bondarzewiaceae
Exons: 3
Coding region: 1-270 (89 amino acids)
Source: RefSeq, a predicted model, not a curated record
AUGCUUCCAUAUCGUCUUGAUACUCAAGUUCUCUCUUUAGUCUGCCUAAGAACUCUGGAUCCCAGAUUCUCCAGGGAGCUAUGUACUAGUGCGAGAGCACCGGAUGGAGUGGGUUGUUGUGAAGACGAUGCUGUCCGGAAAGCUUGUUUGACAUCGCCAACGCCUGAUCCAAUGGAAGACCCGAAAUUACUAAGGAGAAGGCCAAUGAGCAGCUCGGCUUAUCUCGAAACAGGUUUGAUGCUACGACAAAGGCACGCGUUUGCGGUUUGA